CCAGACCCCAGCCAAACAGACGCCGCAGCGUCCCUCAACUCAACCCUCCAAACCUCCCUCCCGAACCCCAUCGCCGACAAGAUCCCCCACAUCCCCGAGUCCAAAGACGAGCUCAAAGCCGAUACCAAAGCCGCCGCCUCGGGCCUCGCGACCCAGCUCCGCUCCCUCGCCGCCGGCGGCUUCGGCGGCAUCUGCGCCGUCGUCGUCGGCCACCCCUUUGACCUCGUCAAGGUCCGCCUCCAGACCGCCGACAAGGGCGUCUACUCCUCCGCCGUCGACGUCGUCCGCAAAAGCGUCGCCCGCGAUGGGCUCCGGAGGGGUCUCUACGCCGGCGUCAGCGCGCCCCUCGUCGGCGUCACACCAAUGUUCGCCGUCUCCUUCUGGGCGUACGACCUAGGCAAAACCCUCGUCCGCGCAACCUCCUCCACCCCAGACGCACCCCUCUCCAUAGCCCAAGUCUCCGCGGCAGGCUUCUUCUCCGCCAUCCCCAUGACCGCCAUCACCGCCCCUUUUGAACGCGUAAAAGUAAUCCUCCAAGUCCAGUCCCAGCGCUUGCAGCCAGGCGAAUCCCCCAAAUACAAGGGCGGCACCGACGUCGUCCGCCAGCUCUACAAAGAAGGCGGACUCCGCUCCGUCUUCCGCGGUUCCGUCGCCACCCUCGCCCGCGACGGGCCCGGGUCCGCCGCCUACUUCGCCGCCUACGAGUACAUCAAGCGCCGCCUGACGCCCAAGGACCCCGUCACGGGUAAGGCGUCGGGCGAGCUCUCCCUCCUCGCCGUCACCGCCGCGGGCGCUGCCGCCGGCGUGGCCAUGUGGAUCCCCGUGUUCCCCGUCGAUACGGUGAAAUCGCGCCUGCAGACGGCCGAGGGGAACGUCACGCUCGGCGGCGUGGUGCGCGAGGUGUACGGCCGCGGGGGCUUCAAGGCCUUCUUCCCCGGCUUCGGACCCGCCCUCGCGAGAGCUGUGCCUGCCAACGCAGCUACUUUCCUCGGUGUUGAGCUUGCGCACCAGGCUAUGAAUAAGGCGUUUGAUUAA
This is a messenger RNA of Colletotrichum orchidophilum, 1035 nucleotides long. RefSeq lists its product as uncharacterized. Gene Ontology annotation, cellular component: mitochondrial envelope. The transcript is spliced from 2 exons. The record is from RefSeq and is a predicted model, not a curated record. Gene Ontology annotation, biological process: carnitine transmembrane transport; mitochondrial transport. Gene Ontology annotation, molecular function: O-acyl-L-carnitine transmembrane transporter activity. The annotation marks the transcript as partial. NCBI's taxonomy places the organism in Eukaryota, Fungi, Ascomycota, Sordariomycetes, Glomerellales, Glomerellaceae.